AUCGACGUACGUACAAAUAAAGCGCGUGCAUUUCGCUGCUCGCUACUUGCAUUCAGCAUGCAUUCCUCGCUGGUUUUCGUCCUUUUUUUAGGCGUGACUGUCACGUGCCAGCAAAUACCCGAACUGCAGUAUUUGAACGAAAGCGUUGAUCCCUGCGAUGAUUUCUACGAAUUCACGUGUGGGAAUUUUAAAAAUGUGCAUCCCUUACCCGAAGGGCAACAAUUGUGGGACCAUUUUGCUAUUUUACAAGAAGAAAUUCACAAUUUAGCAAAAGAUAUUUUAACGUCACCGCGAGAUCAUGAGGAGCCGAUUGCUGUGCAGAAAGCAAAAGCGUUUUACACUGGCUGUGUGGACGUGCACGCCAUGGAGGCACUGAACAAUGGCUACAGCGUACAAGUCGACUUCAUCAACAAAGUGCACAAAUGGCCGGCGAUUACUGUGGACUACGACGACAAUGAGACUAAAUUGUCCUGGAACGCGCUCGCUGAGUUAACCGCUGAGUACGGGCUUUCUUUCCUCUUCAGUUUUUCAAUUGAACCAUCUCUCUUCAACAGUGAAGCGAAUACAAUCUACAUUGAAAGGGACGUAUUAAACAAUCCGGAAGCAUCUGGCAUCAGACCAGACCUUCCCAGGGACCAAAAUGAUUUUCUAGGAAAUUAUCUCAACACUAAAGAUUCUACAUCACCAAAUGCCCUGCCUUAUUUUGAAUUUUUGAACAUAGCCUUCCGUAUGAGGGAUUUAACUGGCGAACGUUUUACUCCUACUGAGCAAAUUAUCUCAGAAUUAGAAGACACUAUCAAUUACAUGAGAACUAUUGCUGCCGAUGGAAUUAUAGGAGACGCAGAAAUUCCCCCGUUGGCCAUGGAACCAACAGUUGCAGAAUUACAAACAUGGACCGAUAAUUUAUUCGGAAACAAUUUUAUCAACUGGAUGGAAUAUCUAAACAAAGCAAUAAAUCGCGAUGACGUGCACAUUACAGACACCACCGUGGUUCUACAAUUAAAUACGACUGCGCUCUACGGACUGUUGAACAUGUACAGCCUGUCAACAGCACGACAGCUGAAAAAUUACGUUAUCGCCAGGCUUCUUACUCACAUGGCACCUGACAGCGAUCAAUUUAUGCGCGACCAGUGGCAGGACUUCUCGGAAAAGAACAAUCUGCCGAUUUAUUCACGCACUGAUUAUUGUGUGAGGAAAACACUCGGUUACAGCGGCAAUAUCGAUUUCAGUCUUGCUGUCACACAUCAGUACCAGCAUUAUCACUUUGACAUGAGCAAAAUGGAAAAAGCAGCCAAUCUGGUAGCCGACUUACGUGAAACAUUUAUGGAGGUCUUAGAAAACACCGAAUGGAUGGACACAGAAUCGAAGAACAAAGAGAGAAAAGCUGAGAAAAUGAUUACACUGUUGGGGUAUCCUGAAGAGAUUGUUGAAGAUAUUUUGGAACUAGACGAGUACUAUGAUGAUAUGAAAGUGUGCACCUGGGACCAUUUUGGAAACGCACAGCGGCUACGAGCUUUCCAACUCGGGCUUAAUUUGCUACCAAUUGGAGACAAGAAAAACGUGAUUUGUGAGUGGACAUUGUCACCAUUAGAAGUCAACGCUUUUUACAACAGAGGGAACAAUAGAGUUUUAUUGCCAGUGAGCAUGCUCAACCACGUAUUCUUCAGUGGAAAAUAUGAUCUCCUGGACUACGCAAGAAUGGGCGCCAUUAUUGGACACGAAAUAACCCAUGGUUUUGAUAAAUUUGGCAAAGAUUACAAUUCAGAUGGAGUUGUCGUGGCUAAUCAAUGGUCCAACGCAACAGCACAAGGAUUUGCGGAUCGGGAAACCUGUUUCAAAAACCAGUACUCUAAAUAUUACAUUGAAGAAAUCAACGCUUACGUUAAUGGUAACCAGACACUCAACGAGAAUCUAGCCGACAAUGGUGGCUUGAGCACUGCUUACAAGGCAUACUAUAACUUGAAAGCUUCUAGGAGUCGGGACCUGCCCAACGACACUAAUUACACCUCGGAGCAGUUGUUCUUUAUUGGCUACGGAACGAUGUGGUGCACGGAGGCAAGCAAUCAGUACACGGCGGAAAUGAACGCCCAUGGGGCCUACUCGCCUGGGCGAUAUAGAGUUAUCGGGACUGUUAGCAACAUGCCGGAAUUCGCUGAUGCGUUUCAAUGUCCCCUGGGUUCGAAUAUGAAUCCCGCGGAAAAAUGUCGACUGUGGUAGUUGAACAACUGAACCCUUAUCGAUUUGACGCAAUGUUUCAUGUUUGUUAUUUGAAAGGGAACAUGUGUAUUAUCCCGGAGCUUGUACAUCAAUAAAACAUUUCAUUGUA
Messenger RNA from Dalotia coriaria, 2326 nucleotides. Its product is annotated as neprilysin-like. The record is from RefSeq and is a predicted model, not a curated record. Lineage: Eukaryota; Metazoa; Arthropoda; Insecta; Coleoptera; Staphylinidae. Gene Ontology annotation, cellular component: plasma membrane. Gene Ontology annotation, biological process: protein processing. Gene Ontology annotation, molecular function: metalloendopeptidase activity.